GCAAGUUGAUUUCUAUCCAGCUCCAGCCAGCAGCCAUCCAGCUCUGUCCACCACCUGCCCACCCCGUCCUCCGCUGGCCAAUUGAUGUCCACCGACGGGCAUUUACCACUUGGUGCUGUCUGGUGCCUUGCGUCGAAUCAGAUCCGCUAUCACAGCUGCGCCAGACCUGUCAACCCUGCUCUUUGCCUUUCACACUCUCCGAAAAGUGCCACCCGCCCUCACAAACCACUCACGGUGCGCCAUACACCCAGUGCUCACGUCCCAAGAGCCCAGUCACGGCGUUUCCACGCUUCAUUUCUGGGCGGUUGCCCGUCUGGCCUAAUCAUGCCCUGCAUUACCCCAUCCCACCUGGCCACAGGGGAAAAGACCUUAAUAACAAUCCGAUGCGCUCGUUAUCAUGGCUCCUCGAGGGUCUUCCAUCUCGACAGAAGCUCCCCACCUGCGACCUCGUUGGCCCUGCCUCUCAAGACCUCCCUCGACCACAUCGGCCACCAAGUCAGCAACACUUGAAGAACACUUGACUGUGCCAUCUUCGUCUCGACACAGUCGAAACCGCAGUCCUAGGAAGUAAGCCGACACCAAAGAGACGGAUUUUGCCAGGAUGCCGUGCACAUCGACCUCGAGAAUGGCACUCGUCCUCUUCUCGCUUCUCAGCCUCGUCUCCGCGCACACAGUCAUCACGUACCCCGGGUGGAGGGGUGACAACCUACGGUCGAAUGGUACGACAGUAGAGACACAUGGGCUGGGGCAAUAUGCAAUUGGAGAUUCCGCGGCAGAACAGGACUAUCUUUACCCAUAUGGAAUGCAAUGGAUGUAUCCUUGCGGCGGCAUGCCCACCUCGCAAAAUCGUACCAAAUGGCCGCUAAAAGGCGGUGCAGUCGCAUUCCAACCGGGUUGGUUCCAAGGCCACGGCACAGCCUUCAUCUACAUCAAUCUUGGUCUCGGGACAACCCCUCAAAAUAUGUCCAAUGUCAUGCUCAACGGAGUUCAAAUCAUUGGGCCCAGCAAAGAUCCAUACCCAGGAAGUUUCUGCUUCCCCCAAGUUCCUCUCCCUGCCAACCUCACAGUCAACGUCGGAGAUAAUGCCACAAUCCAGCUCAUCGAGACUGCAGUCCAUGGCGCCGCACUGUACAACUGUGUCGACAUCACCUUUGCGGAACCCGAAGAUGUCCCAGAAGUCAAUGCCAGCAACUGCUUCAACUCGAGUCAGAUCACGAGCGACCUGAUCUUUACAACUUCUUCUUUGACAUCUGACUCAAUAGAAUUAUCAAGCAGCAGGUAUGGCUAUUUGAGCACUGCACUGGCUGUAGCUCUUGGCCUGCUAUUACUGUAACUAUGAGAAAGUUGAGCAAAAUAUACGCGCCUUGACGAACGGGUUCGGGUGGUAUUGACCAGUUGGCUUCUUGCUUCGACAGAACCACCCACAUUGGGACAAAGCCCUACCUCUCUACCUCUCUCCUACAGCACUGGAGUUGAUAUGAAAGGUCAAUCCCACGUUCGCUCAAGUCGCGACCUCGGCUUCAAGGCUGACGCCAUCCAAAGCUGCCACAGCAGACGAGUAAAGCGAUGCCAUUUCCUACAUCUUAGCGCGCAUUUACAGCGGCCGGGGAGGUGGAGAUUAUUGGAUCCGACACCUAGGAUAGCGGAACACCGGCGUAUAGAAGCAGCGGAGGAGUUCGGUUUCUUGGUGGUCACGACGAAACGAAACCAUAUCCCGCUUCGCGUCAUUGGGACGCACCAACUUCUGUAAAGGAAAGUCAAAGCAUGUUAUUUUGGAUGUCCAGAUGUGUCGAAAAAGGAUCAAGUUUGGGAACUGGUUGUGUCUGAACUUUUCAAGGUCUUCUGUCCGCCUGCUGUGGGGGAAAGAUCAACGCAUUGCACAAAGCAAGCAACAUGAAGACUCUUUAAUACCCUGUAGAGUUACUUCUCAAUUUCAGGGCUCAUGAUUUGAUGAAGCCAGUACGAAUGGAAUCAAGCAUGUAGCCACCUACAAACGCAGAAUUUCCCGUCGAUAACUCCAUCGC
Messenger RNA from Cladophialophora immunda, 2024 nucleotides. RefSeq lists its product as uncharacterized. NCBI's taxonomy places the organism in Eukaryota, Fungi, Ascomycota, Eurotiomycetes, Chaetothyriales, Herpotrichiellaceae. The coding region runs from base 602 to 1333 and encodes 243 amino acids. The transcript is spliced from 2 exons. The record is from RefSeq and is a predicted model, not a curated record.